Messenger RNA from Populus euphratica (Euphrates poplar), 390 nucleotides. Its product is annotated as em protein H5-like. Gene Ontology annotation, cellular component: cytosol. Lineage: Eukaryota; Viridiplantae; Streptophyta; Magnoliopsida; Malpighiales; Salicaceae. The transcript is spliced from 2 exons. The record is from RefSeq and is a predicted model, not a curated record. The coding region runs from base 74 to 376 and encodes 100 amino acids. Gene Ontology annotation, biological process: response to abscisic acid.
UCUCUCGACUCGUAAAGCAACUACUCUUCUGGUGAAUUUGGUGUGCUUUCUUUGACUUAACACGCAGGAAAACAUGUCUUCCAAUCAACAAUUGAGGGAGGAGCUUGAUGCCAGGGCAAGGAGAGGAGAGACAGUAAUCCCUGGAGGCACUGGGGGUAGAAGCCUUGAAGCCCAAGAACACCUGGCUGAAGUAUUAUCUUUAUUAUUUGCAGGGAGGAGCCGUGGAGGACAGACAAGGAAGGAACAGCUAGGGACAGAGGGGUACCAACAAAUGGGACGCAAGGGUGGGCUUAGCACCACGGAUGAGUCUGGUGGAGAACGCGCAGAGAGGGAGGGUAUCCCCAUCGACGAGUCAAAGUUCAAGACCAAGAGCUAAAUUCAUAUGUAGUG